Vitis riparia (riverbank grape) is the source of this 1160-nucleotide messenger RNA. Its product is annotated as rho GDP-dissociation inhibitor 1-like. The record is from RefSeq and is a predicted model, not a curated record. The transcript has 5 exons. Gene Ontology annotation, biological process: Rho protein signal transduction. The coding region runs from base 166 to 879 and encodes 237 amino acids. NCBI's taxonomy places the organism in Eukaryota, Viridiplantae, Streptophyta, Magnoliopsida, Vitales, Vitaceae. Gene Ontology annotation, cellular component: cytoplasm; membrane; cytosol. Gene Ontology annotation, molecular function: Rho GDP-dissociation inhibitor activity; protein binding.
UGAGAAAGUGUAGGUGAGAGAGGGUUUGUGUUUUUAGAUAGAAGCCCCCAACAUUCAUACUUAUGUUCUGCUUGUCCUUGUGGAUUGUUGAAGGGUUUUCAACCUUUUUGUGGAUUGGUGGGCAGUAAGAGGGAGCGGGGGAGAGAGAGGGAGAGGGGGGGAGAUAUGGAGAAUGGCAAGGUAGCAGAAGAAGCAGGGCCAUCCUCUGGUGGGGGUUCAGGGUGUUCUUCAGCUUGUGGCAAGGGAGAAAAGCAAAGAGAAAUGAUUCAGAAGACAGAUGAUGCGGUUGUUGGGAAUGAUGAUUGUGAUGGCGAUGAUGAUGAUGAUGAUGAUGAUAGAGAUGAUGGUUUUGUUCCUGGCCCUCUUAUUCCCCUCAAAGAACAGCUUGAGAAAGACAAGGAGGAUGAGAGCUUGAGGAGAUGGAAGGAGAAGCUUUUAGGCUGCCUUGAGGAAGAUUUUAAUGGCCAAAUGGAUCCUGAAGUCAGAUUCCACUCCAUAGGAUUGGUCUCAGAGGAUCUUGAGGAAAUCAAUGCUCCCUUGCCUGUCCAUGAAAGUCAGAAAAAUGAUUUUCUCUUUAUCCUCAAAGAGGGAUCUCAUUACCGGCGUAAGCUAACAUUCACUGUUCUUCACAACAUUGUCUCUGGCCUGACCUACUCCAACACGGUAUGGAAAGGUGGAUUCCAAGUUUAUGAAAGCAAGGGAAUGUUGGGUACAUUUGCUCCUCAGCGCGAGCCAUAUGUGGUUACCUUGGACGAUGAAACUACUCCUUCUGGGGUGCUUGCAAGGGGAACUUACUCUGCAAAGCUUAAGUUCCAAGAUGAUGACCGAAGAUGCCAUAUGGAGCUCAAGUAUUCCUUCCAGAUCAAGAAGAGAAGCUAGUUGAGGAUCUGUUAAUUUUUUUUUUUUUUUUGCCCAGGUUCACAAAAACUGUUGAAACAAUGGUGAAAUUAUUGAGUAAACAUUGCAUUCUAGGCAUAACACAAAAUGUAGAAUCGGGUCUCAGUUACUGUUUCAGGACGUCCAGCUACACCAUACCAUGAACAUUAGAUGUACUUCCUGCCAUCAUCAAUCUUUAUUGAAAUGUAUUUUGAACUAUUUGAAGUGGUUCUCAACUUCCUUUUUAACAUUGAUGCAUCGAAAUUAUCUUGAUUGCUUCCUCA